GAAAUUAUAUUAAUUUCGUAGAAUAUUGCAAUAUUAUUCAAAGUAUAAUAAAUAGCUUAUAACAGUAUAACACAUCCAAAUAGCAAAUAGUGGCAUCUCUAUUAGCGCGCAUCAUUUUAUAAAUUUGAAAAAUACCGAAACAGUGCAAAUUCCUAUACGAAACACUGAAACACUAAAAAGUUAUUGUUUGGAAAAUCUAUCUGUUUUAAUUCAUAGAAUGAGUCGUUUCAAUGAAAAUGCUCUGGAAGAAUUGGAGUAUCGACGCUGCACUUGGUGGAGUAGUUUUUUAGAAAAUAUAGCUGAACGUGACGAUGGAAAAGUUUACGAUGUGAAUUCACUUGAUAAAGAAUUUGACGACGAUUCCUCAAACGAUGAUGCAGAUGAAGCAGAGGAAGUGGAAGAUCUUGAGGAUAUCGAAUAUCACCAACUAAUGAAUCAGUCAACAGAGCAAGAAAAGACUACUUUUAUAAUGGAAUCGGAGGAAAUUCAAGAUAUUUUAAAUUCAACACGUCCCAUAUUAAAAGAGCAUGAGUUAAAAUUAAAGAAAACAGGCCUGGAAAAAGUUAUGAAUACAUUUGAUUCUGUACGUAUUGAAAAAGAAAUCGGUAGAUGGAUGCGCCGACAGCAUAGUACACAUAUUUCUAAAACUAAGAUACAAUCAAGUUCUGAUGCUGAUUCAUCAUUGUCUUGUGAAGAUGAUCGCUAUAUACGAUCUGUACAGAAGUGCCAUCACAUGCGAAAACCUAAAUAUAAGCAGUGUUUCAAAAAAUGUAAAAAUUAUCAAACAUCUUGCUGCACACAUGGAAUUUUUGUUGAACCAAAACCGCACAAGCUACAUAAUUGCAAUUGUUGCAGAUAUCAAUUAAAUUCAAUUAAAACUCCAAAAUAUUGGAAAAUGACAAGUACUGAAGAACCAGAAAUUAUUGACAAACAACACGGAAAGUUAACUGUUUUUUCUGAAAACCAAAAUAAAAAGCAUCAUUGUACACGACAGGACAGUUCUAGUUCGGAUUCCGAUUGUAAUUUCCAAAGGAGAUGUUUUUUGAAGCGGGAUAUGACAUCAGUGAGAGAAUCCCAAAACAGAUUUCUCACCGUGGCUACGGCGGAAGAACCUUUACUACAAAAAGAGAAAAGAAAUAGAUUUACAUCCAUGGUAGAAAAUGUGUACGAAACACCAACAAAAUCUAAAGCCGUAAAAAGUAGUAUUCCCAAUACAGCACCAUCUAAGAUCACUACAAAACGCACAGCUGCCCAGAAGGCAUUAUCACUGCUAACUACAAAUAAAAUAAAAAAUGCGAAACCAAUCAAAUCAAAACGUGUCGAUAAAACACAAAAAAAUGAAAAUAGUUCCUCAGAAUAUAACACAACAUUUGAAAACGAUAUUAAAAAAGCUAAAGCACUAUCUUUAAAAACCCUCAAAGAAAACAACGACAAAUGCAUCUCGUCCAAAUCGCCACCAUGUACUUCGUCGGAAAGCACAAAUAGCAGCUUAUUUAAGUUAGCUGGAAGUUCUCGAAAUAAGGAAGUAAAAGAAUCUGCGUCAACUGCAAAAACAACAAAGAAAGCGGAGAGAAAAAAUAAAACUCAGUCCAAAUCAAUGACGAAGCAAAGUUGUUUGAAAAAAUUCGAUGGAAAACCCGAUGAAGAGAAAGAGAACACUUUUCUUGCGCAUUCGGAAAAUAUUUGCAAUUCAACUGCGCUUAAUACUGCUGCUGCGCGUAAGCAACUACCAAGCCGUGUACCAGUUGUAGAAGAAAAUAUAGAGUGCUCGCCUACUGCAACGCCUUGCAUAGAAAAUAAACAGCAUACGUUGCGCAAGAAAGCCACUAGCCAUCUGUCACCUAUUGAAGAGAGUUCUUCAGAAGCAACUCCUAAGAUGAAGACACAAUUUAAAAAUGCGUUCAGUUCAACAGUAAUUCCUGGUGCUGCAACUGCUAAAGAGUUAAUCGUAUUAUCUCCUCCUGUAGAAGAACGUGUUACAUGUACACCUACCAAAGCAACUUCUAAAAUAGGGGUGCGUCAUGCUGUUACCGAACCACGUCGUAAACAAAGGCGGUUCAUGAAGAAUAAUAAAACAAUGGACUAUCGUUCCAACAUUUCGAAUACUACACUUGAAAGCGCUGUGAAAGCAAAUCGAAUAAUGCUAUAUACUCCGCAACGUAAGGCGCGUUCAAUGGAUGGCGAUUUCCAAGUAACUAAAGAACUUAUGAGCAGUGUUGUUGGAGAAAAGCAUGCACGCAGAUUUUUUAAGUACCAUAUUGGGCGUCUGACAUUUCCAAAAACUUCCACUAUAUAUUAUUGUCCACCCGAGACCGAGCUCUCGAGUUCAGAAAGCGAUGAAGAUCCACUGCAAAAGGCUGGCCGUUGCGGUGAACUGCAUGAAUCUGAACAACAGGACGACAGCACUACAUUGUAAAUUCAUAAAUUCAUUUUACCACAUGUUAUAUUAACCUUAAUUUAGUCUUUUAAAUAAACUAUGUGUAUUGAAUUGAAUGGUUCGUAAAAAAUGUGUUAAGUGUUUUAUUUCUUCAUACAAAGACAUAUUAAGAAUAUUGAAUAUUGAGUUCGACAAACGCUACAAAAAACCAACCAAUUUGACUAUCGAAAGUGCAUUCGAUACAAACUUUCGGGUUAUCUUGGACAAAUAUGUUUGUAUCAUCUAAAACUAGUCGCGAUAGCUAAAGAAAGAUAAGACGAGUAGAAUUCAGAGUGAUUGUCUGUACGUUCGUCUGCCCGUGCAAGCGAUACUUGAGUGAACAUUGAGAUGUGAAAUUUUAUACGGUCCUAUAACUAAGCACAAAAUUAAGAUACAACACUGUAAUUUGAUGCAGGGGAUUCAUAGUAGCUAGAAGCAACGGAAAAGACGAAAUUUUUAAAAAAGUUGACAUGGCCCGGCACCUAAUGGAUUUGAGUAUUUAUAUUUUACAAACCAUUAUAACAUUUCCGCCUCAGGACUAGUUUUUUUGUUACCUCCUUAUGCUAACUUUUUACCGAAUAUAUCGUUCAAUGCAGAAUGUAUAUAAUUAGAAUUCGAAGAGAAUCCUUUACUAGUAAUGAUAUGUCUGUACGUCAAAAAUGAAUGAAAUCGGGUAAAUUCUUUCCUUAGCCCCCACAUUCCUUUACACCUCAUAUAUCAAAUAUCAAGAUUUUCUAACAUCCGAUUGACUUUACUGGUGAUGGUAUCUUAAUGAAACUCAGAGAAUAUUUUUCUCUGUUAAUAGUAUGCAGUAAUGCCAAAAAUAGAUAAAAUCGGAUUUUUAUGGGUGAUUUUUAUGUAAUUUUGCUGAUAGAAAGUAAAAUAUAGCAAAAAAAGCUAAGUGAGUCUAUGAGCUAUAAUAUAUGUAUGUAUGUUAGUUAGUAGCUUACGAAUUUUAUAGUAAUUAAUUCACGAUUUCGUUGAACAAUGAAGGUAUAUUUCCGAAUUUGAAAUUUGCAAAUUGCGAGAAUACAAAAUGUUCGGUUACAUACGAACUUAGCCCUUCCUUUCUUAACGAUCUUAUUUUAAAGUGGGUGCGGUAGUCUCUCUUGCUUAUCUAAAAGGUAAAUAUUUUUUUUUUAUUUGAUGCAGAAUUAAACGAUGCACCUACAGCCACAACAACUUCAAGACAAUAUUGGGGAGCAACAUUACGCUGUUCAUUCUGCUGUUGUUAUUGAGUUCUUACUUACAUAUGUAUAUUU
This is a messenger RNA of Bactrocera dorsalis (oriental fruit fly), 3678 nucleotides long. RefSeq lists its product as uncharacterized. The record is from RefSeq and is a predicted model, not a curated record. The transcript has 3 exons. NCBI's taxonomy places the organism in Eukaryota, Metazoa, Arthropoda, Insecta, Diptera, Tephritidae. The coding region runs from base 218 to 2416 and encodes 732 amino acids.